Messenger RNA from Bemisia tabaci, 1139 nucleotides. RefSeq lists its product as uncharacterized. Lineage: Eukaryota; Metazoa; Arthropoda; Insecta; Hemiptera; Aleyrodidae. The record is from RefSeq and is a predicted model, not a curated record.
GUCGAUUGAGUAUGGUCAGCUCGUCCUGCGUGGCUCAUUUUUCGGCUAGGGAUCAUGUUAUUCACAUCCAUUUCUCAGGUCAAAUUCUAAAUCACCAUAAGUGUAGGUAUCCAGAACUGGACAAUUUUCUUAUUUACCAUCUGGCGGCUGAGGUACCUUGAGUAUUUCUUUCGAACGGAUUCUAUUUGAAGCCUACUUGAACUAUGGUGCCGGACAGAUCUCGGUCGGUUUUUGGACCCAACUCCUUUUUCCCGCAAUUGAGGUUUUGUUGCUGCGGUUGCUCCCUGAGAACGGGAGUGCUGAUCAUAGGCUGGUUCACUGUGAUUGUAGGCGCACUCAUGAUUCUUGGAUUUUGGCCUGUCGCUAAUCGUUUGAAGGGGAUCGACAUUUCAAAUAGCCCAGAGAAAAGGGUGGCCGUUUACUUAUGGGUGAUCGACUACUUUAUUGACGGCAUUCUUCUCAGAAUUGCCGGUAUCAUUCUGCUCAUUGGCGUCUAUGCGGAAAAGCCAAAAUGUGUGCUUCUGUUCCUGAUAGCGAGCGCCGUCGACGCAGUCAAGUUAGUGAUUGAAAUUCCACUUUUCAUCUUCACCAACAUCGGUAGAAGCGUAUCAGUUGGAAUUUCAUCCGAUAAUGAGUUGUAUCCUUUAUUUGAGCAUCCGUUGGGGCUCUUCAUUACUCUCGUGCUGACUUUGUAUUUUCUGGCGGUGACUAACAGUUAUUACAGCGAAAUGGAAAACACUCCUCCGAAAAGAUGUGGGACAGGAGUCGCCCCUGACAAUGUACGCAAUGCUUAAAAGAGAUGAUGCUAAUGUACUCAAAAAGACACAUCUUGUCAACCCAUCUGAAAGGGUUGUCAUUCAUACUUCUGUGUCCAUUACUCGCCUGACGUGGAGCUAUUGAGAGAGGGCGCUUGACAGCAAGGACCUUGACCGGAGGUCUUUUUUCAUCUUCAAAAAACGGCCUAAAGGUCAUCAGAAAAAAAAGUUGCUGCGUAUUAAGCCAGUCACGAACGUCAUAGACUCGUGUUUCAAAUGGACAUUAGUAUUGAAAAUUUUUGUGGGAAAAAAUGGUAAAAUUGGUCUAACAUAGUACGCAUAUUCCAUGACACUUAUACAAAGAAAUGCUUUUACAUGCCUCUG